AUGUCUGAAGGGGAGAGCAAAGACAGCUCGGGCAGCGAGUGCCCCGUGUGUUACGAGAAAUUCCGGGACCUGGAGGGCGCCAGCCGGACGCUGAGCUGCGGCCACGUGUUCUGCCAUGACUGCUUGGUCAAGUACUUGCUCUCCACGCGGGUGGACGGGCAGGUGCAGAGGACCAUCGUCUGCCCCAUCUGCCGCUAUGUCACCUUCCUCAGCAAGAAGAGCUCCCGCUGGCCCUCCAUGCUGGACAAGAGCUCCCAGACCCUGACUGUGCCUGUGGGCCUGCCCGUGCCCCUGCCCUCCGUGCCCUCCCCGGACCGCUCAGGCCACACAAACCCCCUGGCCAUCUCCCAGCCGGUCUGGAGGUCAUCCUCAAGCCAAGGGACCCAGCUACCCUUAGACCUGCUGCCCAGCCUACCCCGAGAGUCGCAGAUCUUCCUCAUUAGUCGCCAUGGAAUGCCCCUGGGGGAGCAGGACAGUGUGCUUCCGCGGCGCAGCCUGGCCGAGCUCUCGGAGGUGUCCCCGGCCCCCAGAGCUGCCCGUUCUUUCUGCUGCCGGUCACGGGCUCUCCUGCUCAUCACCCUCAUCGCGGUGGUGGCUGUGGUAGCUGCCAUCCUGCCCUGGGUGCUGCUGGUGAGGAAGCAGGCCUGA
This is a messenger RNA of Octodon degus (degu), 648 nucleotides long. It is a transcript of the gene Rnf222, whose product is annotated as ring finger protein 222. NCBI's taxonomy places the organism in Eukaryota, Metazoa, Chordata, Mammalia, Rodentia, Octodontidae. The transcript has a single exon. The coding region runs from base 1 to 648 and encodes 215 amino acids. The record is from RefSeq and is a predicted model, not a curated record.